Doryrhamphus excisus (bluestripe pipefish) is the source of this 1372-nucleotide messenger RNA. RefSeq names its product T-cell leukemia homeobox protein 1-like. Lineage: Eukaryota; Metazoa; Chordata; Actinopteri; Syngnathiformes; Syngnathidae. Gene Ontology annotation, molecular function: DNA-binding transcription factor activity, RNA polymerase II-specific; RNA polymerase II cis-regulatory region sequence-specific DNA binding. The record is from RefSeq and is a predicted model, not a curated record. Gene Ontology annotation, cellular component: nucleus. Gene Ontology annotation, biological process: animal organ development; regulation of transcription by RNA polymerase II.
UGGACGCGUGUUCGUGGCGCGGGUGCGCGGAGGUCAUGGAUCACGCGGGGCACCUCCAGCAGCACACGCACGCGCAGGAGCCCAUCACCUUCGGCAUCGAGCACAUCUUGAGCGCCGGCGAGCACAUGCUGGCCACGAGGAUGCACGAGCCGGAUUACUCUCACCUGUACACGUGCGGCGGCGGCGGCGGCGGCCUCGGCCUCGGCGACGCCGCCGGCGGCGGCUUCCCGUGCGGGAGCGCUCACGGCAACCCUUACCACGUGAGCACCGGCGUCUGCGCCAACGGGGCCGACGUCAACCCCGCGGGGGUCAUCCGCGUGCCCGCGCACAGACCCGUGAGCGGCGGGAGUUUGCCGCCCGUGACCGGAAGCGUCAACAACCUUGGCGCGCUCACCUUCCCGUGGAUGGAAACCAACAGAAGAUACACCAAAGACACCUUCACGGUGUGCGUGUCGCCUCGCGCGGCGCCGCGUCGCGUGGGCCAUCCGUACCAGAACCGGACUCCGGCCAAGAAGAAGAAGCCUCGGACUUCGUUCAGUCGGCUGCAGAUCUGCGAGCUGGAGAAACGCUUCCACCGCCAGAAGUACCUGUCCUCCGCCGAGAGGAGCGUCCUGGCCAAGGCCCUGAAGAUGAGCGACGCUCAGGUCAAGACCUGGUUCCAGAACAGACGCACCAAGUGGAGGAGGCAGACGGCGGAGGAGAGAGAGGCCGAGAGGCAGCAGGCCAACCGCAUCCUGAUGCAGCUUCAGCAGGAAGCCUUCCAGAAGUCCGUCAAGCAGCCGCUGACCCCAGAUCGGCUGUGCCUGCAGAACACGUCCCUGUUCGCCCUGCACAACCUGCAGCCUUGGAGCGAAAGCACCGGCAAGAUGAGCGGCGUGUCGGCCUGCGAGUAGCGACACAAACGCGGCCUGCUCGGCCGGUACCGGCUCCUCUGGCUCGGAAGGCCUCGCGGUACGCUCCGGUACGCUCCGGUACGCUGCGGUCCUUCUUAUGUUGGUCGAGUCGUGGACUUGUAGAUAGUUUGUCAUUCCAAACGCGAACAAAUGACAUUUGGAUUAAAAAAACGUCUCAACUUUCACCUGUCAGCAUAUUGGCAGACUAAAAUAAAUAAUAUGGUUAUUAUAUUUAACAUUUGGCUUUCAUAACACAUUUUAUGUUUCCGAUUCAAAAGUAAUAAAUCUAUAAUAACGAUUUUUUUUGGAAAACCAUGAAUUGUAUUUUAAGCAUUCAAACUACAUUUAUUGAAGAGCUGAUUUUUUUUUUAAAUAAAAAAAACAUCAAUUUGUUAUGUACAGGCGACAGUAGGUUGCUGUAUUAUUAUGAUGUGUAAAAAUGACAGGUGUUACACAGUGUAUGAUAUACAGUAUAAAUA